UUUGCAAGAGAACCUCUGUCCGAUUCCUACGUCCUUGGACCCUACCCUCGCGGAGAGCCACCACUGUUGCCGGGCUAGUUUUGGGGAUUUUUUGGACCUUGCGCUUGUACAGGAAUAUAUUCUUACUAGAUUUCGGAGGACUUGGAUACUAGAAGUUGCCCAUCAUGCCGCCCAAAGGAAGAGACCAGCCAAAGGCUUCGAAAACCGCCGUCGACAAGACGUUUGGUAUGAAAAAUAAAAAAGGUGGAGCUGCCCAAAAACAGAUCAGGCAAAUCCAGCAGGCUCAGGCAUCUGCAAAGACCCCCGAGCAGAAGCGUAAAGAGGCCGAGAAGGAAGCACGAGAGCGCGAAAAGAAGGCCGCCGAGGAUGCUCGAAGGGAGACCGCCGAACUCUUCAAGCCUGUACAGGUGCAAAAGGUUCCCUUUGGCGUUGAUCCAAAGACUGUCCUUUGCCAGUUCUUCAAGAAGGGAAAUUGCGAGAAGGGCAAGAAGUGCAAGUUCUCUCAUGACCUGAAUGUGGAAAGGAAGACGGAGAAACGAAGUUUGUACACGGACAGCAGAGAUAAAGAGGAGGAAGAGGAGAAUAAGAAGAAGGACCAAAUGGAUGACUGGGACGAGGAGAAAUUGAGGAGCGUUGUUCUCAGUAAACAUGGAAACCCCAGGACAACGACAGACAAGGUCUGCAAAUUCUUCAUCGAGGCGGUCGAGAACCAGAAAUAUGGCUGGUUCUGGCAGUGUCCAAACGGCGGCGAUAAGUGCAUGUACAAGCACAGUCUGCCUCCAGGGUUCGUGCUCAAGACCAAAGAACAGCGCGCCGCUGAGAAAGCGCUUAUGGACAAGUCUCCUCUCAAUACGCUCACUCUCGAAGACUUCCUCGAAUCUGAGCGUCACAAGCUGACAGGUACACUCACACCCGUUACUGCCGAAUCCUUUGCCAAAUGGAAGAAGGAGCGCAUGGACAAGAAGGCGGCCGAGGAACAAGCCAAGGCCAUGAAAGAAGCAACUGGUCGUGCUAUGUUCGAAAAGGGCGAUUGGCAGGAUAGUGAGGAGGAGAGCGAUGAUGACGACGCCGACGGUGCAUGGAACCUCGAAGCACUUCGGAGAGAGACCGAAGCUGCAAGGCAGAGGAAGGAAGAAGAACGGCUGGGUCUGGCAUCAUCCGAACAAAACGCUGUGGAGGUGGAGGUCUCUUGAAAUCAGCAUCACCAUAUGCAUGUUAACGGCAUUCUGGAUCGGAAAACGAGGCAUUGAUACCACUGAGCCGCGGCGCCGAUAAAGGCCCGUGAGGUAGCAUCAGCAUGGUGGCGGAAGCAACAAAUUGUGGAAGCAUACACUUUGGGUGCCACGGCCCGAGGCAAGCUUUGUGCUUGAGACUGGGAUCGAGGCACCCGAAAAAAAAAGUGCCUUGAAGCGCUGCAUUAGACCAGCCGAUUUCACUGCGACGCAGAGGAAUGUAGUGUCCGGAGUCAGAUACUGUUGUUCAAGAUCAUUGAUAUUUACUUAUAUAUUCUUAUCCACAUGGAAUUCAGG
Aaosphaeria arxii CBS 175.79 is the source of this 1529-nucleotide messenger RNA. RefSeq lists its product as uncharacterized. Gene Ontology annotation, cellular component: cytosol. Gene Ontology annotation, molecular function: mRNA binding; metal ion binding. The record is from RefSeq and is a predicted model, not a curated record. Lineage: Eukaryota; Fungi; Ascomycota; Dothideomycetes; Pleosporales. The coding region runs from base 165 to 1193 and encodes 342 amino acids. The transcript is spliced from 4 exons. Gene Ontology annotation, biological process: cytoplasmic translation.